GCGGUUUGUGGCCGGCUUCCCCUCUUGAUCGACAGUCGCUCAUGCAGCAUGACCGGGCUCGCUGAAAGACCGACCCGGUCUGAGAGGCCUUAAGUACGCGACGGCGACUCCUCGUCUCAAAGCCCCUCUCUUUUCCUGCCCCUCGGUAGAAACGCGAAAGAAACCCGAUCGCCAUGGCUCCCUCUACGUACACCAGAGUCACCCUCCAGGAGCGGCCUCCGGAGGAAAUCACCCCGACAACCUUCAAGCAGGAGACUGUGCCAUUCGAUCUGAAGCCAGGCCGGGGUCAAAUCCUCGUCAAGAUCCUCUACCUCUCUUUGGACCCCGCCCUGCGUGGAUUUAUCAAGGACCAGCGUAGUUACAUGCGCCCCGUGCAGAUCGGGGAGGUCAUGCGCGGGCAUGCGUUUGGAGAAGUUAUCGAGGCGGGUCCCGGCAGCAAGUACAAAGUCGGGGAUAUCGUGGAGGGGGGUUUCGGCUGGACGGAGUACGGCGUGUUCGACGACAAGGUCGCGGAAAAGAUCGAGCACCAGCCGGGAUUGGAUAUCCUCGACUUUUUGGGCCCCCUUGGUACGACAGGUCUGACCGCGUACUUUGGGCUCCUCGACGUUGGCAAGAUCAAGGCUGGCGAGACGCUCGUUGUCUCGGGUGCGGCGGGUGCGACAGGGUCUAUCGUGUGCCAGAUCGGGAAGAAGAAGGGUGCCAAGGUCGUUGCGAUUGCCGGAUCCGUGGAGAAGUGCCAAUGGCUCGAGAAGGACCUCGGGGUCGACAAGGCCCUCAAUUACAAAAGCCCGUCGUUUUAUGAUGACUUCAAGAAGGAAGUCGGGUACCUCGACGUCUUCUUUGAUAACGUCGGCGGCGAUAUCCUGAACUUUGCACUCACGCGCCUCAACCAGAAGGCGAGAAUCGUGCUCUGCGGUGCUAUCUCUGACUACAACAAGGCAAAGCCAAAGGGCCUUUCGUCUUAUCUGAACCUGAUCUCACAACGUGCGAGAAUUGAGGGUUUCAUAAUCCUUGAUUAUGCGCCUCGCUACGCCGAAGCGAGGAAAGAAAUCGCGGAAUGGCUGAAGGAAGGCAGCCUCAAGCGCCGCUUCCACGUCGUCCAGGGCCUGCAGAACGCCGCCCAAGCAAUGAACCUGCUCUUCACCGGCGGAAACACUGGCAAGCUGGUCGUCCAAGUAUCUCAGACGGCGGCGAAACUGUAACGUGAUGUGCAUAGAAUAUGUGACGAGCCACCUGUUCUACCUAUCCCGACGCUGUGCUGGCAGGACGUAAGGCAGGAUAAUGCAGCCUAUAAACCAAUGCUUUCA
Molecule: messenger RNA, 1307 nt
Organism: Dichomitus squalens LYAD-421 SS1
Lineage: Eukaryota; Fungi; Basidiomycota; Agaricomycetes; Polyporales; Polyporaceae
Product: alcohol dehydrogenase
Exons: 8
Coding region: 174-1202 (342 amino acids)
Molecular function (GO): oxidoreductase activity, acting on the CH-CH group of donors, NAD or NADP as acceptor
Source: RefSeq, a predicted model, not a curated record